AUGGGGAAGGGCGUCCUGGAAGUGCACCUCGUCGACGCCAAGGGCCUCUCCGGCAACGAUUUCUUAGGGAAGAUUGACCCCUACGUGAUCGUGCAGUACCGGAGCCAGGAGCGCAAGAGCAGCGUCGCCCGAGACCAAGGGAGGAACCCGUGCUGGAACGAGGUGUUCAAGUUCCAGAUCAACUCCGCCGCGGCCAACGCGCAGCACAAGCUCAUCCUCCGCAUCAUGGACCACGACAACUUCUCCAGCGACGACUUCCUCGGCGAGGCGACGAUCGACGUGACGGACAUCGUCAGCCUGGGCGCGGAGCGCGGCACGUACCACCUCAACGCGGCCAAGCACAACGUGGUGCUCGCCGACAAGACGUACCAGGGCGAGAUCAAGGUCGGCAUCACCUUCACCGCCACCCAGGUUCAGGAAGAUGGAGGAGCAAUUGGAGGGUGGAGGCACAGUAGCUUUAAUCAGUGA
Messenger RNA from Miscanthus lutarioriparius, 468 nucleotides. The record is from the annotation of a GenBank genome assembly. NCBI's taxonomy places the organism in Eukaryota, Viridiplantae, Streptophyta, Magnoliopsida, Poales, Poaceae.